UUUUCAUGGAUAUAUAUAUUUUUUUAAAUGGAAUACAGGAGAGGGAUCUACUUGACAUCUAUCCUUAGAAAUAUUGGCAGUUUUUCUUAAAUAAUCCAGUUCCUCAUCUGUUCCUUUUUCAUUUUGUAUACUGCAAGUUCCCAAGCAACUCAAAUUUGCAAACACAGCUAUGGAUACACUAUUACAGUAGUUAGGAGGGAAUCUGGGUCUCUGUUUUUUGUUAUUUUCCCCUCCCCUCCAUUUUUUAAUCGUAUAUAACUAGCAACAUUUAUGGCUAGAGUUUGAUUUACAAGUUUCUAAGUCUGUAGCCUCUAGUUUGAAGCAAGAAAAGAAUGAGUAGUCAGGAACUGGUCACUUUGAACGUCGGAGGGAAGAUAUUCACAACAAGGUUUUCUACCAUUAAGCAGUUUCCUGCUUCUCGGUUGACACGAAUGAUAGAUGGCAGAGACCAAGAAUUCAAGAUGAUUGGUGGCCAGAUUUUUGUGGACAGAGAUGGUGUUCUAUUUAGUUUCAUCUUAGAUUUUUUGAGAACUCACCAGCUUUUACUACCCACCGACUUUUCAGACCAUCUUAGGCUUCAGAGAGAGGCUCUUUUCUAUGAACUGGAUCCUCUGGUUGAUCUCUUAAACCAAGAACACCUGCUGCAGCCAAGACCUGCUCUUGUGGAAGUGCAUUUCCUAAGCCGAAAUACUCAAGCUUUUUUCAGGGUGUUUGGCUCUUGCAGCAAAACAAUUGAGAUGCUAACUGGGAGGAUUACAGUGUUUAUAGAGCAACCUUCAGCACUGACCUGGAGUAGUAACUCUUUCCCUCCUCAGAUGACCUUACUUCCACUGCCUCCACAAAGACCUUCUUACCAUGACCUGGUUUUCCAGUGUGGCUCUGACAGCACUACUGAUAACCAAAUUGGAGUCAGGUAUGUUUCUAUAAAACCUGAUAACCGAAAAUUGGCCAACGGAACUAAUGUCCUCGGGAUACUAAUCGACACCUUAUUAAUGGAAGGCUUCCACCUAGUCAGCACUAGAACAUUACUCUCUGAAGACAAAAGUGAAUGCUAUAGCUUUGAAAGGAUAAAAAGGCCUGAAGCUCUCACCAUGAACAAAACACUGAAACCAGAGACUACCAUCAUGUCAGAGCAAUCUCAGAAAAAGAAAUGAGGUUCCUGUUCCCUUUUAGAGGAAAGAGAAAUUGCCAUUUUCUUGUUUGGAAAUUCCAUAUUUAUGGCAUGUAUGUUAGUCAUAUAUGUACUCAUUUUAACUUCUGGCCUUGUCUCCCAGCACACCGUCUCUGGCAACCAUACCUCACCGGUGCUUAAGCCACACUAACUGCUUGCUGCUCUCUCAAUAACACUGUGCACUUGGUGCUUUGGCACAUGUUCCUUCUACCUUCAAUGCCUCUUUCCCUUUCUUUUCUUCAUGAACACUUA
Molecule: messenger RNA, 1423 nt
Organism: Odobenus rosmarus divergens (Pacific walrus)
Lineage: Eukaryota; Metazoa; Chordata; Mammalia; Carnivora; Odobenidae
Gene: KCNRG
Product: potassium channel regulator
Exons: 2
Coding region: 333-1154 (273 amino acids)
Biological process (GO): protein homooligomerization; negative regulation of delayed rectifier potassium channel activity
Cellular component (GO): endoplasmic reticulum
Source: RefSeq, a predicted model, not a curated record